AUGGCUCCAACGCUCGGUAGCACUGCCAGCACGGAGACUACACCGACGCCCAGCCCUUCGCUGAGCGGCUACCGGCCGUCUCUGCCUGCCGGGAAGGAGCUGUCGAAGCUGGACCACAUUAUGCAGCAAGCGAAGGAAGUCCAGGACCAGCUACUCGCCGGCGUGCGCAUGGCUUCCCAGAGCACGCGGCCCGUAUCGCCUCCUGCGACCAUGUGCCUCGCUGAACCUGUGGCCGUGGCAAGCCCAGCCGCAGGUCGAAGCCUCGAGCCCGGAGUGGGCUCCUUGAAAGUUCAGGAAAGCCGCAGCACCAGUGUCGGCUCCCGGCACGCUGCUGCUCCGUGCAGUUUUUCCACCUCGACGAGAAGGGUGGACGACCAGGGCACGGAUCGUGGACGUGGUGCUGUGCGGCCGAAAACGGUUUCCGCAAGGCGGGCGGCAGAAGAACUGCUGGAGUCCGUGCGGCGGCGUGCCCUGGAGGCGGAGGUGGACCGGCUGCGCUCCGAGCUGGCCUCCACGGAGGCCGCGAAGCAGCGGCUCCAGGCUGACGAGGCCGCGGAGGCAGAAGCCGGGGCGGAGGCAGCGAGGCUGCUUCGCGAGGCCCGCCUGGAGGUGACACGCCUCAAGGCAGCAUUGCAGAGGCAGACAGGCAACGACAAGCUCAUGAAGGAGGCGAACGCGCAGCAUGUGGCCCUGCAGCAGGAGCUCCGGAGCACCCAGGCCGAGGCUGCGCGUCGCGGUGAGGAGAUGCGGCGAGCAGAGGCUCAGCAGCGCGAGCUUCAAAAAGAGCGUGAUGAGGAAAGGAGGCUGCGGCUGGAAGGAGAAAAGAGGCUCGGGCAACUCCAAGGGAGCCAGCAGCGGCUCGAGGAGGCCGAAGCACUUCGAAAAGAAGCUGAAAAGCUGCUGGCAGACCGAAAAGAGGAUCUGCGGCAGCUGCAGGAAUUGUUGCAGACAGAGCAGUCUGCUCGUUUGGCCUCCGACCAACGCUGCAGCCAGACCGAGGACCAGAGUCGUCGCAGAUCCGACGAGCAAGAGCAGCUCCGAAGCCAAAGUGCAGAGAUGCUCCGGCGCGAGAAGCAGGAGAAGCGGCGGCAUGAGGAGGCCUACGAGGAAGCGAGGAACGCGCAGAGGGACGCUGAGGAGCAGUGCAGGGCCUUGAAGGCGGAUCUAGCACAAUGUCGGAGCGAGCUGGAUGCCGCGACAGAGGAGCUGGAGCGCAGCAAAGCCGAAGGCGACAGCCUCCAGGCACGCCAGCGGCUGUCCGCUGAACAGCAGGAGGGAAGGUGGAAGGACGAAGCUGCUAAGCGGCUGGAGUCUGAGCGGAGGGUGACUUCGCUCCAAGCCAGCUUGGAUGAGUUGAGCAGGGAGAAGGCAAACUUGGAGGCGCAGGUGCGAGACCUCCAAGCGAAGCUUGCAUUGCAAAGCUCAAGAGCCGAGCAUCUGCAAGAGGAGUUGCGGCAGCUUCAAGAAACCGAGGAGACUUGGCUGCAGGAGCGAGCAAGCCUGAAAACACAGCUAACCAGCCAAAGUGCUGAGCUGGAGAUGAACGGAUCCGCGCUUGGAGGGCUUCAGCAGCGACUUGACACGGAGACCCGUCUCGUGCAGCAGAGGGAGGAAGAGGAGCGCAGUCUGCGCGAGAGUUUGCAGCGAGCACAAGCUGACUUGGCUUCCGAGCGAAAGGCAGUGCAGGAGGAGAAGCGUCUGGCCCGGCAGAAAGUGGAAGAGGAGCGCACGCUGCGAGAAAGUCUGCAGCAAGUAGAGGCUGACUUGGCAUCUGCUAAAAAGCAGUUGCUGGAGGAGAAGCGCCUCGUGCAGCAGAAGAUGGAGGAGGAGAGCCGGCUCCGUGAGGGGCUCCAGCGGCUCGAAAACGAGCUGUCGGCAGCCCAGCAGUCUCUCCAGCAGGAGAAGCAGCUGUCCCGCCAAGCGCUGGAGGAGGAGCGCCGGAAACAUCGGCUCCAGCAGGUGGAUGUGGCGUCUGAACGAGAUGCCUUCAGGAGCCAGCUUGAGGAGAAGACGUCACUCUUUCGCAGCGCCGAGGAGGACAGGAGCACCCUGCGAGUCCAACUUCUGGAGGCCAAGAAACAGGCGGAAGCCAAUGCCCGCAUGUCCCUGGAGCAGGUGCAGACCCAGCUGCAGGAGGCGGAUGAACGUGUCGCGGCCCUGGAGAAAGAGCGUGACAUGUUCAAGUCCGACGUCGAACAUCUGCGAUCGUCCCUGCGGGAACGACGCAAUGCAGAGAGCAGUCUGCGAGCAGCUCUUCAGGCAGUGAAAAGAAUGCUCGGCAUGCGGCUGUGGACGUGA
Molecule: messenger RNA, 2298 nt
Organism: Symbiodinium sp. CCMP2456
Lineage: Eukaryota; Dinophyceae; Suessiales; Symbiodiniaceae
Source: the annotation of a GenBank genome assembly